GUGAGCUGCAUUUCAAGAAGGGUUUACAAUCAAAGGGAAUUUAAGAGCUUGCGCAAUAGAAUGUUUUCUAGUAUGUUUUGCUAUCGCUCAACAGUCGCUGCAGUAGUCUUUACAAUCGUGUAUUCAUUUUUUCUGUCUUUAAAAUUUAACGAAUGAUAACAGAUUAUUUAUUUAUUAACAGACACGGAUUAAAACGAUAGAAUUGGAACUAUUAUUACAUAAACGUUUGGUGCUGUUUUUUAUUAUAAAAAUUGACAUAAAAUGGAUAAAAAGACGCGAAGUGCGUUGAAAACUAAGCAUGGUGGCGGCCUUGAUAUUUGCUAAUCGUUGAUGCGAUGACGAAGUUGCAUGGCUCGAUAACCCUACCAAAGUUGACACAUUUGUCGACAGAAAAAAUAGUGAUUUCAAAAUUAAUAAAUGUGAAAGAGACGAGGUCAAUUAUAGAUAUCAAUAUAAAAUUUGCAUUUAAAGGUAAGAUUGAAUGUAAUUAGGCCUUUAGUGUUGAUGAUAGCGGUAUUAUCUAUAAAAAGCUAUUUGAAAAGUCAAUAGUGCCAUUACCGUAAACAAGUAGACUGGGUUAAUAUUAAGGAAAAUAUUAUUUCGCAAUGCCACGUUGUCUUAUGGCGAAGAAAUGGAAGGCCUAUCCAUGGCCUGAUAGACAAGAUGAUGACGAGGAAACAGAAAUAUGUAAUGUUGAAACCGUCCAGGAAAAACGGAAGAUGGCCGUGGAGAUGGAAGAUGAAGAGAUUGAUGUGGUAGGUGACAGUACAAGUGAACGUAAUAGGGCAAAUCAGCAGACGUGUUGGGGUCCUCAUAGUCCUACUGCUGGUACAACCGCUCCAAGUCCACCGCCACUAAAUGCUUCAGGAGCACUCUACUAUAAUGGUUAUAAUCAUGAAACUUGGUUAAAUCACGAUGAACCACCUAAGUAUGCGACGUUACGAUCGGCAGCAGAACUGGCUGAACCAACUUCAGAGUCUUCAUCUGAAUAUUAUGAUCAGCAACAGCAAUCUACCAGUCCUUUGUCGCCACUGCAAAAUGUAUCCCGUCUUCUAUCCCGUACGAAAAGUUUAUCAAUGUGUUUCACCAGUACUGGAGCUGCGCUCUCCCUUCCACCUAAAAAAAAGGAUAUCUACCGUCCUUACAGCUUGCAAACGAAUAUGGAGGUUCUACGAACUUCUCCUGAAGAGGAGCUAUCAGCUGCACAAGCAAUUUUGGAUUUGAGUGCAUCACCAAUAACAGCAAGUAAUUCAGUAUUUUUACAUAGUUUCUCACUGCCACCGGCAUCUUCUAAUUCAUCAAUCCAAUCGAAUACGUCACCUUCUGAACCAACACCAAUUCCAGUUUCCGUACAAUUACCCGUCCCACCACAUAAUGUUUCCAAUAAACAAGAUCGCAAUUCAGAUUCUCUACCUUCUGAUAACGAUAAACUAUAUCCAAAUAAUAUUGUUAAUAACAACAAUUUGAGGAAUAAUAAAACUGUUGCUUAUACAUAUGAAGCUUUUUUCGUAUCAGAUGGAAGAUCUAAACGGCGUUCCAGUAGUGUGACAGUACCAGAAAAAGAAACGAUUCAAUCAGAUAAACCUAAGUUUACUUGCACAGAAUGUGGUAAGCAAUAUGCUACAUCGUCUAAUCUCUCCCGACAUAAGCAAACACAUCGAAGUCUUGAUUCUCAAUCAGCGAAGAAAUGUAUUCAUUGUGGCAAAGCUUAUGUGAGCAUGCCUGCCUUAGCAAUGCAUGUUCUCACUCAUAAGCUUACUCAUAGCUGUGGUAUUUGUGGUAAAAUGUUUUCUAGACCAUGGUUACUUCAAGGACAUCUUCGAAGUCAUACCGGUGAAAAACCAUAUGGAUGUGCUCACUGUGGUAAAGCGUUUGCAGACAGAUCGAAUCUUCGCGCACAUAUGCAAACUCACUCAUCAGAUAAAAACUAUGAGUGUUCCAGAUGUCAUAAGACGUUUGCAUUAAAAUCAUAUUUAAAUAAACACUCAGAGUCGGCUUGCUUAAGAGAUGAAGAAAUGCAUGUAUACUCAUCAGAUCAAAUUCUUUGUGAUGAAGAACGAUCUCCACAACUAAACCGAGGAUUAUAACAAUAUGAAGAAAAAACAACUGUUACCACUCAUCGAUCUCAAUUAGAGGCUGAAAAGCUUUGACUGCUGCUGAAUAUUUCGUAGAAUCUAGUUUUGAGAAAAUACUGUUUUAUCAAAUGUGUAAGCAUUUGAGCUAAGAUUACAAUUAAUUUUAACGAACGUUUAGUAUUUUAGAAAAAAAGCAUUAAUACGCCUGAUAAUCUAAGUAAAUUUUGAUCGGUGCCUGCUUGGGAAAAUUGUAACUAUAGAUUAAGUAGUAAAGUGCCAGUUUGCAAAAAGUGAACGUUUGUAAAUCCAAACAAUUUAGGAAAUGCUAAAUUCGAAUAUUAUUUCUAGCUCCAAAAUUUUUGUUUAACAGAAUGCAGCACUCUUAUGUAUAUACAAAAAUUGGCUGGAAUGUGGAGAUAAUAUAAAGAAACAUUUCAAAAAUUGAUAGAUUCAAUGUUAGAAUCGAAUCUCAUAAAAUUAAAACCAAUUUAUUUGAUACUCCAAUUAAAGAGACUAAUCACGUUGAAUACUUAUUCGUUUAGAAUAAUAGUUUCCUGUAACUACGUCCAUAAAUUUUAAUAAUAGUGACAACAAGAAAAUAUGUUUAAUUUAAUGUCUAGCAAAAUUUAAAGAUCAGUAUUUACGUUAUUAGUAUACGAAUCAGUAAAACAAAAAGGAAAAACUACCAUUUUAUAAUUUGUUAAAACGCUAAUAUAAUACUGCAUCGAUUAUUCAUAAAAUAAAAAUAUUUACUCAAAUGUUGGUAAAAUAUUAUCAUUAUUUAAUCAGAAUAAUUGAUUGAUUUUGAGAAUAUUAUUAAUAGAACAAAAAUGGAUAAUUUUAAAUAUACUUUGGAUUUAACACUGUUAACCGAUAAUAGAAUUUAAACGAAAUAAUUUUUGUGAUUGGGCAUGAAAUUGAGUUAAAAUUCAAAUUUAUAAGAUCUAACGAACGAAAUAGAAAACGAUGCUUUAAAAUACAUAUACAAUAUAUCCAAUCUUAUGGUUUAUACUAGAAGUAUGAGUGAAUAAUUAAGAAUUUUGUGCCUGAUGGUGAUCUAUAAUAUUUAAAAAAGAAAAAAAAAGAAAUAGUUUUAAAAAAUAAAAUUAGAUAGAAAGUGCCAGAGUAAGUGAUUAACGGUAAUUAACAAACGUCCAGUAGUUUUUAAGUAUUGCUAUAAAAAAAGCGAAAUAACGAAGAUGUCUAGUCAAACUGGUAACGUCCAUAUGCCACAAUUUAGUCAGUGUAGUUGGUUUAUAAAUAAUUUUGUAUGGAGAAAAUAGUACUAUGUUAUUAUAAUAUCAGUAAGAAUGGUGGUAAUAAUAAUAAUAAUAAUAAUAAUAAUAAUAAUAAUAAUAAUAAUAAUAAUAACAAGUAGAAUUAUAGUAAUAAUAGCAAUAAUGAAAAAUAUAGUGUGGAUCAGAAGAUUGAUAAUAAAAUUGACUUUAAAUGAGGAAAAUAUUGUUGGAAACGAAAGAGGACAAAAUUUUUGUUAAGAUGAAGAUAAAAAAAGUAGUGUGAAAUUAAGACAAGUAUUAGUAUUCUGAAAUAGCUAUUCGCAUCGUUGUUACCAUACGCUGUAAGCUAUUGGCAGGGAGUAUGAUGAAAACGACAUCUGACAACUACGUUAAAUCAUGUUCUAGAAUCGUAAAGGAGAUAAAAACGUCUGUAUAAAGAAUAAUAAAUCAACAAAUUAAAAAUUUAUAAUAGUUGACGUAAAAAAGUGCAAUAAUCAAUUUAAAGACAGAAAAACACAUGAGUGUGAAAAAAUCGUAAAUUUGACUUCGCAACCUCCAUGUGGUACGCUUUGGUUAACGUUUAUUUCGUGGUUAA
Messenger RNA from Cotesia glomerata, 3908 nucleotides. RefSeq names its product protein snail (gene scrt). The coding region runs from base 606 to 2087 and encodes 493 amino acids. The record is from RefSeq and is a predicted model, not a curated record. The transcript is spliced from 2 exons. NCBI's taxonomy places the organism in Eukaryota, Metazoa, Arthropoda, Insecta, Hymenoptera, Braconidae. Gene Ontology annotation, molecular function: RNA polymerase II cis-regulatory region sequence-specific DNA binding; DNA-binding transcription factor activity, RNA polymerase II-specific. Gene Ontology annotation, biological process: regulation of DNA-templated transcription.